GGGAGUCAGACAGGCGACAAGCAGUGCGGGGUAAAGGCUGGGAGUGAGAGGCUGAGCCAAUGAGAAGAAGACUUCCACUCCUUCUCUCCUGCCGGGCUUGGCUCACUUCGGCGCGCCCUGUAAUUAGGAGCUCCACUUGUGGCUUAGGCGCCGCCACCGUGGACCGCUUUAGGAAGGCCAGCUCCACACUCUUUUUCUUUUCUCCUCCAAACACUCGCCGGGACGUCGACAUCCUCAACAAUGAACGGGCAGCCGUCACCUGCGUUCGAGGACAAGAAGCCGAACCUCCGCGCGUCCCCGAGCCUUCCGGAGCCCUCCCCCGCAGACAUGGGCUUCUACGGCGGCCACGGGGCGCUCCAUGGCUCGCAGGAUUUUUACGCGGCGCAGCAGCCCUACUCGGCCCAGCACAUGAGCCCGUACUCGUACAGCCACUACAACCUGAACGGGAUGGUCCCGAGUGGAGCCUUCUCUUGCGGCAAAAGUGAGUACACCUACCCGCACUCGGUGUACAGAGAGCCGGGGUGCUUCAGCAGAGAGGCGCCACCAACACUGCCGGACACAGUGAAAGAAGAACCGGAAAUGGAGGUGCGGAUGGUCAACGGGAAGCCGAAGAAAGUGCGGAAGCCCCGGACUAUUUACUCCAGCUACCAGCUGGCCGUCCUGCAGAGGAGAUUCCAGUCCGCCCAGUACCUGGCCCUACCGGAGAGGGCGGAGCUUGCGGCACAGUUGGGUCUGACACAGACACAGGUGAAAAUAUGGUUCCAGAACCGUCGCUCCAAGUUCAAGAAACUCUACAAGAACGGAGAGUUUCCCCUGGGGGACAUGGCUUUGGAACACAGCCCAGAGGCCAGUGAUUCAAUGGCGUGUAACUCGCCUCCGUCCCCCGCCGCUUGGGAAAACAACACCAGCAGUAACCCCAACAACAACAACAACGACGACGACAACGACAACAACGACACGAACAGCAGCAGCAGCAUGAAGAACAACACAAUGCUGGACCCCACCAGCAGGGGGCAGGAAUCUUACCAGCCUCAGGGGGAUGACUCCUCUUCAGUCUACAUGGAUGAGUACACGCACCAGAAUUGGUACCAGCAGCAAGACACACAUUUAGGUCUGCCAGCCGCUGGCCCCGCCCACCACGCACCCCCAUCGGCACCGGCAUCCACGCAAAGCAUGGGCGCCGUUUACUGACUCCCUUACAAACACUUUCAAUGGAUCUUUCCAACUCCAACUUACUGCCCCUGAAGUGGUAAUAUAUAUUUUGUCGUACAUCGAUCCACACUGUGCCUUAAAUCACAAGCAAAACUGUAGGUAAGUACCUACUGCCCUCUAGUGGAGGAACAUUUUAAUAUUCUCCCUGCUGCCGUGCGUCACUCGCAUAGUUCCAUGACUAAGACUCAUUUUCGGACCAUUUAAGUAAAACUGGCACAGUGGUUGGGAGUCCACUGCCUUAUAAACUAUCACACGUAUUCCUGCAGUUGCCUGUAAUCUGCAUCAUUUGUAAAUAAUAAUGACACAUAUCUUUCCCUUCACAAUUUUAGGAUGAAAAUAACAUAUAUUGCAGGAUUUUACACUCGUUUUGCUUUGUCGCCUACAAUAUAACAACAAGUUAUUAACAUAGACAAACAUUGGAUGGCUUUUAGUGUCUUUCAUUUACAAAAUGUGGCAAAAAUCUUGACGCUGCAAAAAAGAGCUGUCAAAAUAUAAGAUAAGACUAGAUUUUAGGGGAACAUUUAUAAAAAAAACUAGGGAAAUGAACUGUAGCUGCAUGGACGGAUCAUUUUACUCGAUAAGACAUACAAAAUGUAUAUUUGUAUAUCGAGAAAUUAGCAGGACUUUUAAGUAUUUUAUUCUGAAAACCAGCAUUAUUUAACGUGCAAUUCUUGAAUGAAGCAUCUUCGAGAUGUCGCAGAAUCUUUGAACAAAACAUUUUUAUGUGGGGGGGAAGAAAUAUCUUAUGAGAAUAGUUAUUUUCUCAAUUUUAACAUUUUUUAAGUAGAAUAGAACAAUAUAUAUUUAUUCAUGCUGACAUUGAGAUUAGUCAGUGACUAAAAAAUAAGUAAAUAGCUCUUAAAACUAGGGACAUUUCUAGAAACAAACUUUUAAAACUUGGCACGGGGCAAAUAACUUGUACUAUAUAUCCUGGGAACUAGUGUCCACUGUAGUGGGCAUUUGUAGUUUUUUGUUUUUUUUUCCUAAAAUUUGUAACCCUGACCUUUUAGAAAUAGACCAUCAACAAACGUCCACUGGAGAAGACGCGCAGGCUAUCCACUUUCAGUUCAAAACUCGGGAUAAUCUAAUUUUGUACAGCUGAUUCCUUAAAGCACGAUAGCGCUGUUUGUUGUAUAGAUGAUCUUUGACAGUACUCCUGAUAUUGAGAGGAACAUGGACCAGGACAUGUUGCUGUUUGAAUUGAUGAAUCGCUAUUUGGUGAAGUACAACGUUCUAUCCUCCUGAAAGUCCACUGCAGUGGACUUUUUUUUUGCAUUAACAGGAAUUAUCUUUCCCCAAAAAAAGAAAUGGACCAUAAACAAAUGUCCACUCCAGAGGGCGCUGGUUCUCAGGAAUUUCCAAAAUAAGACUAAUAGUGUGAUCCUUAGGUCCGGGGCCUACAAAAUAAAUGAAACAUGGAACAAAACCUAUUUAUGUCCUAUUCAUAUAUAUAUAUAUAUAUAUAUAUAUAUAUAUAUAUAUAUAUGUAUGCAUGUAUGUGUAGAGUAUAUAUAUACACACACAUAGAGUAUAAGGGCAUACAAAUAUAAUAUUUAAAGAGAUCUUUGAAAGCCUUGUUGCCAAGUAUAGAUGUCAGAAAUGUAUUGUCAAUAUUCACCAGCUUUGGGAUCAUCUUAAGAGGUAUUUCCAAAUAUUCUUAAUAUCUUAAAAGUUUUGAGGCUGUCACUUGGCAAGUUUCAACUACCUGAGAUCAGGCCACUGGAUCAUGUUGUGUGCUUCAUGAUCCAGUUUGUAGUGGUCGGAAUUCUUGCAAGUUGGUAGAGGAUUAAAUGUCACCUGUUAAAUACAAAUUAAUGUGUAACUUUUAUUUAAUGUUUUUGUUGUUGAUGUUCUCUCUCUGUUUGUGUCUUCAUAAGGAGGUAAACAGUAUUUCCCACACUGUACGUAACUUUUUUGGGCUGUCCUCCUGCAAACUUAAGUCCCAAGGUAACUGGUAUCCAUCAUGCCUCUCGUCAGGUGACGUCUAAUUAAUGUGAGAAAAUUACUCACAAGUCAACCCUGACUUCCUUUUCAUCCACUUUUUGAUUAUUGUCACAUUCCACGGAAGGUGAACUUUGAGAUGUUUUUGAUGUUUUUUUUCUUUUGUGAACUGCUACAUUUUUGGCUGCCGGCAAUGGGGAGGGACGGCCUUUUGACAGCUGCGAUCGUCAUUACAUAACGAGCAAACCAUAAAGUUUACCGAACCCUCAGCAAGUAUUUUGGACUUCAAUCAAGUGACGAGGGCGUUGUCAUUCGUGUCACCUCAUUUUGUCAUUUAGGUAUGAGGAUGCAUCGUGUAAUUCAACCUUUAACGAGGACAAGCCUCUGUGCUACAGUUGCUUUUAAACCAGGUGUGUUCAAAGUGUCUCACACCUUAUUUAUCGGCCCGCGUCACUUUGUAGAAUUAGAAUUACAAUUCAAUAUAAAAAUGUAAAAAAAAAAUAAAUAAAAAAAUCUAAACAGUUGAAAUGUUGAUACGCCAACCCUAUUAGUAAUAAUAACAAUACAUGGAAAUAUUAGAGACGCAUUUCCGAUUCUUGAAGAUUCCAUUCAAAAUCCAUUCUCGAUUUAACACCAUUCUCAUUUUAUAUUAUUUGGUAUAUAAAUGAUAAUAAAACCUUUACAAGACACGUUUAAAAAGCUCCUCUUUGCUGCUGACAUACAACUUAUUUGUGCAAUGUUGGCCUAAAAGGGUUGUUUUUUUUAAUGCAUUUUCUACAUUUUAUUUACAAAAAUCAUUCUAAUACAGGAGUGUCAAACGUACGGCCCGACGGCCGGAUCAGGCCUGCGAACAUGGUUUAUCUGGCCCGCGGGAUGAGUUUGCUAAGUAUAAAAAUUAACCUGAAAUGUUGUUCUAAAAGUGUCCACUAGAUGUCGCAAUAUCAAUUCUUUGUAUCUUUGUAGAUGAUGCCACAUAUGUACAAAAUAAACCACAUGUUAGUACAUCAGUCGAGGAAAAUGAUCAAACUACAUAAAUAACAUCCUGUCAUUUCAUUUUGAUAUAUUUUUUUAUCUUGAUAGAUUGAAAAUCAACUUCAAUGAGUUGACUGAUGAACAUUAUCACAUCAUUUAUUCAGAAAAAACAAGAAAUUAAGUAUGUAUACUAUUAACUGCGACAGGUAAUUGUAAAAAAACAACAACAACAAUAUGAUUUGCACAAUUUCAGAAUGUGCUAUUUUUAAACAAAGAAAACAGUCUGAAGUUGUCUUUAUUUUUAAGUUAUCGUGCCAGGAUUUUACCAGUUCGGCCCACUUAGGAGUAGAUUUUUCUCCACGUGGCCCCCGAUCUAAAAAGAGUUUGACACCCCUGCUCUAAUAAUAUAAAAAAAAGGAGUAAUUCCAACCUAUACCCGGAUUUAGAAAUCCACACAGCAAUAGAGGAGACAUAUUCCUAUUAAAUAUAAUACCAACAAAAAUGAAGAAAAGCACCUGUAUCGAUAAAUAUAAUGAUAUUGUCAUUUGCAGUUGUUACUCCAAAAAUGUAUUCUUAAAAAGCAAAAAUGUAUAUAUAUAUUUUUUGUUUACAAUGAUUCUCAAAAAUUAUAAAUUGAUUUACAAUCGGAGUAUUUGGAAGUGAGUUGCUAUUUUUAAAUGCCCCAUUCCUGCGACAGAAUUUGACAGAGCACACCAAGGACGUAUAAAAUACAGCAAUACCUUGCAAGUGAGGGAGAGACAGGCUUAUUGGGAGGAGGAAGUCCCAGUAAUGAGACCAAGACAACGCUUACCGAAAUUACUAUAAAAAAAAUACCUAAAUAUAAGACGCACCCAUCUAAUUUUUUGGCCCUGUUUAUUGUGUGCAUAUAAAAGCCACAGGUGUACACAUUGAAAUAUGAAAUGUUCCCCAAAAGUCGCUGCUUGUUACCCGGCACACAGGACCCUGGAAAAGUCAUUAUGAGCACCGAAACAGCUGAUAUCGAUAUAUCGUCUCAUCCAACAUAUUCAGCCUUUUUGUCCGGAGGAAAAUUCUUCAAAAGUCGUCUUUGAUUUUUGAAAUUUCAGACAUAGACAAACUUUAUUUAUCCACAAGGGAAAUUGUUCAAUUCAGUAGCUCAGUUUCACAAGAUUGAAAGGUUAAGGAUGGAAAGGAUAAUGCAGGUAUAGAAUAGAAAUGUAUGGAACUCUCCUUAAGGAAUCAAUAAAGUUCUAUCUAUCUACCAUAGUAGCAAUAGUAGCAUAGAAACAUUAUAAAAUAAAACAAAUACAACAUAUAUGUAAUAUAUGUAAUAUUUACAUAUUAUAUACACAGUAUAUAAAUAUAUAAUCUGUUGGCUGUGCAAAUCUUGUGAAACAAAACAAUAAUAAUCCCCAAAUGAGCCACGUCAUUUUAUAAGCCGCAGGGAUCAAAGCGUGUGAAAAAAGUUUGACAAUGACAGUAAUCAUCAACUUCUAAAGGCCUUAGUGGCCACGUGGGUGGACAGCACCUUUUAGCUCUUAUUUCCAAAAUUGUGUAUGCUACUGAAAUGGGGUCUUAUGCCGACAUAUGCAGUGGUCCCCAACCACUCAUUUCCGGUGUGGUUGUUUCCGAUUGGUACCGGGCCGCAGAAUAAUUUUUUAUUUAUAUUUUUUUUAUUAAAUCAACAUAAAAAACACAAUAUACACUUACAAUUAGUGCACCAACCACAAAAACCUCCCUUUUUCAUGACAAAAAUGUCCCUUUUUCAUGACAAAGAAGAAAAAAUAAAAAAGGACCCCCCCCCCCCCCCCAGAAGAGUCAGAAGAGUAUAACUUACAAUGGAAUUUGAAAAAAAAAGUGUAAAAAUACAAAUUUGCAUGUCACUACACAUGAAGUACACAUUUGUGUACUUAUGGACUAAGUACAUCAUAUCAAAAGAUGAUUUUUAGAUUUUAUUCUAAUUAGGGUCCAAAAAUCCCAAAUAGCAAAGAGAAAUAAAGUAUGUAAACAAAGAGCUUGGGCAUUAAGAGGUUAAAGACCGUUUGGCACGUUCAUCCUUGAUGAUGGCCACUGCGUCCGUGCGCUUUCGCUUCAUUCGUCUUUCCUUUUCUUUGACUAAGGGAAAAACUUAAAAGGUGUAAAGCCACAUUUUUGUCUCAGGGUAGCGACGCGCGACUACGUAUCCUUCUGCCGCACGCAUUUUCCUUACUGACCAUUUAUAGGCGUGCGUCAUAACCAAGAAACAUGGUGACAUGAGGACCGCCUGUGCACGACUUUUGGUUUUAGCCUGUUUACGACACGUAUAAAAAUGCCCCCCCGUAAACCUUGAUUUCUCGCUGUGCAUUUGGACACCCCUGGUUUGAACAGCAACAAUUAUAUUACAUUUAUUAGUAAGAAUGUGACGACAGAACGUCAUUGUACCAUUCAUUUUUCUGGCGUACAGUACAGGCCAAAAGUUUGGACUCAACUUCUCAUUCAACGUGUUUUCUUUAUUUUCAUGACUGUUUACAUUGUAGAUUGUCACUGAAGGCAUCAAAAAUGUGAAUGUGGAGUUAUGUACUUAACAAAAAAAAAAGUGAAAUGACUGAAAACAUGUUUUGUGUUCUAGUUUCUUCAAAAUAGCCACCCUUUGCUCUGGUUACUGCUUUGCACACUCAUAGGAUUCUCUCCAUGAGCUUCAAGCACACCUGUGAAGUGAAAACCAUUUCAAAAGUUUGGACACACCUUCCUAUUUCAAUGUAUUUUCUUUAUUUGCAUGACUAUUUACAUUGUAGAUUGUCACUGAAGGCAUCAAAACUAUGACACCUGUGAAGUGAAAACCCUUUCAGGCUUGAACCUCAUAGAGAGAAUGCCAAGAGUGUGCAAAAAAGUAAUCAGAGCAAAGGGUGGAUAUUUUGAAGGAAGUAGAAUAUAGAAGAUGUUUUUAGUUUUUGCCCCUUUUUUUGUCAAGUACAUAACUCCACAUGUGUUCAUUCAUAGUUUUGAUGCCUUCAGUGACUAUCUACGAUUUAAAUUGUCAUGAAAAUAAAGAAAACGCAUUGAAUGAGGAGAAGGUGUGUCCAAACUUUUGGCUUGUAGGACAAAAUUUCAAAUUGUACGAUGGCUAUAUUCUCCUCGUGGAGACAACUCACUUUUACACAAUCCUUUGAAUGCAGCCCAAAAUGCACAACAACAAUAAAUGGUGCAAAAAUAUUUGAAUAGAAAAUGUUGUAUAUGGACUUGCUAUAUAUAUUAUAUUAUUGCCUCUUAUUUAUAUUUUUUGGAUCAAUUUGAGAUCGAAUGAGGCAGAACUGUCGAAAUAAAACAUUUGACUUGA
Messenger RNA from Nerophis ophidion (straightnose pipefish), 7420 nucleotides. Its product is annotated as homeobox protein Dlx3b-like. Lineage: Eukaryota; Metazoa; Chordata; Actinopteri; Syngnathiformes; Syngnathidae. The record is from RefSeq and is a predicted model, not a curated record. Gene Ontology annotation, biological process: epithelial cell differentiation; regulation of transcription by RNA polymerase II; embryo development. Gene Ontology annotation, molecular function: RNA polymerase II cis-regulatory region sequence-specific DNA binding; DNA-binding transcription factor activity, RNA polymerase II-specific. The transcript is spliced from 3 exons. The coding region runs from base 241 to 1191 and encodes 316 amino acids.